AUGGAUGAAGUAAUAUCAACAAAUAAUAACAAUGGUGAUGAAACUUCAACAAAACCAUCGUGUACUAUCUUUUGUUCAAAAGUAAAGUCAUUCAAUGGUGAUGCAGUGUCACCUGCAUUCCUAAACUCACAACGUGCUCUCAUUGUAAGUGAUACUCGAUCGUUGGUUGCAUCAUCCAAUCGUAUCGUUCAGCUUGAGGUGGAAUUCCCUGCCAAUCCAGUAAAGCACUUCACAAAGAUCGAAGGAAUUCCAACACCGAUCACCAUCGAACAACUCUGCGAGACAGAGAUUCCAAAUCAACUAAAGUCAGAGAUUCAAUCGAUCGUUGCAAGCUCAAAGUACCAGAGAAUCGGUGCAAUCGAUUCAAGAGGUGCAUUUGAAAUAUUCAGCAAUGAAGCAUCUCAAUUGAAAUCACUCUAUUCCGUCGGUGCCAAUAGCUAUGGUUCAAAGACGGAAUCUGGUUGGUCGGGAUUGUCGUUCGAUCCAGUGGCAAUCCAGAAUGUUGCAGUCGCUCGUUACUUCCAACGUCAAGUUCAUAUCUUUGACACCGAUAGACUCGCUACCACCUUUCACCUGACAAACAACCCGACACAGAUUGCAUACGUCCAACAUCCGAGUAGUCAGCAAUCGUUGUUGGCAGUGACAGAACACAAUCAAUUGAAUAUAUACGAUCCACGUUUGGCGCCACGCGAUGCAAUCGUUCAGAGAUUCCAACCGACUGCCGAUGUCCUCUACACUAUUACCACCGAUGGACAGAACGUUGCCGUUGGUGGAGCAUCGCGUUCCGUGCACGUCUACGAUUGUCGUCGUUGGACUAACCUCGGCAAUUGGUCGAGCUGUUUGAAAUACGAGAUUACCAAUGCACAUUUCUCAAGCAAGUAUCCCAGCGCCAUAUAUCUUGGUGGUCUCGAUUCAGAGAUACUCGCUGGCGAUUGGAAUGGUUCGGGAACGACCGAUCACUUUAGCGGACUCAGAGUGGAUUCAAGAUGGUUGGGAAUCAGCAAACUUAAAGGAAAAGAAACAUUGUUUGGAUUGACAGGAUCAGGUUCUGUUUAUUGGGUACACGAUGUAGAUAGACUAUACACACCUCCACCACCAAAAUCAAAGAAACAUACAUUAAAUAACAAAGAGAAACCAUCGAAAAAGGAAAAACAACAACAAAAACAACAAAAUAAAAAAGUAAAGACAGAUUCAACAACAACAGAAUCAACAGAAGAAUCAACAACAACAACAAAAGAACAACAGAAUAUAGAGAAUGAAAAAGUAAACCAAUAA
Heterostelium album PN500 is the source of this 1275-nucleotide messenger RNA. RefSeq lists its product as uncharacterized. NCBI's taxonomy places the organism in Eukaryota, Evosea, Eumycetozoa, Acytosteliales, Acytosteliaceae. The transcript has a single exon. Gene Ontology annotation, molecular function: protein binding. The record is from RefSeq and is a predicted model, not a curated record. Bases 1 to 1275 code for a protein of 424 amino acids.